AACAAAUGGACAAGAAAGAGUUCAUUGAUCCCCUGAAUAACGUAUCACUAAUUAAAGAUGACCUGACCAGUUCCAACAUGGGAUCCUCUGGUGACUCAGAGAAAAUGAUCAAGCAUUUAAAUGAUGAUCUUCGUGAUGCUCAGGAGCUUGCUAACACUGAGAGACACAAAUGCACGGAGCUAAAAGGUAUCUUGGAUGGAGAGAGAAAAGAAAAGAAACAACAAGCAGAUGAGUCGGCAAAACAGAUAAAACAUCUCCAAGGCCAGCUGCACCAGCUCCAGGAUGAAAUGGGCGUUCUCAGGGGGCAGAUGGAUGUUUCCUCCAGCUCACGUGAUGAGCUACAAAGUGCACGUGAUGAGGUGAAGUCACUGAAACGUGCCCUGGAGUCAGCCACUGCUGAGAGGGACCGUGACGUCGCUGCUAACCAGACUAACCUGGCAACCGCCUCGAAGGAUCUGGACAAGUGGCGUCAGACUGCCAGCAAAUAUGAGCAUGAGAUUGAAAACCUGCAGCGUGACCUUCAGCAGCAGAGCAAGCAGUGGCAGAAAACUGCAGAGAUACAAGCCAGUGAGCUGCAGUCCAUGCAGGUGGAGUGUAAUGGGCUUCAGAAGGAAUGCUCUGUCCUGCGAUCAGAGAAACAGGACAUGGUCAAUAAGCACCAGAAGGAGAAGAAUAGUCUGCAAAACGAAUGUGCUGCACUCAGAGCUGAGAAGGAGGAACUCUCCAAGUCUAUGCUGCACAAACAGCAGCAGCUGGAGAAGGAACUUGCCAGUUCCCGUGCUCAGAAUGCUGAACUGAGCAACAGCCUCAAAGCCCUAGAGAGAUCCCAGCAGGAGUUGGAGAAGAGGCUGGCAGCCUUGCAGCUCCAGCACCAGCAGGAUAGCACCAAGUGGCAAACCCAACUGGAUGAGUCAGACAGUCGUAACAAGGCUCUGCAGAGAGAGCACGAGGAGACCAUAACUGAGCUGUCGGACCUGACGGAAAAAUAUGAGAAGACUGAGCAGGAGACUCAGUCGCUUACAGAUGAACUUGAGUCGUGCAAAGCCAACAUGAAGGAGCUUCAGGAGAAAGGAUCAAAGACAUCCCUAUUGCUGCCUGCACAAGCCAUAGUCAUCGGCCUUUUCCUGGCUUUGCUGUAUUGGUGCUUCGGUGCAAUGUGGUAGUAAGAGAGCGUGGAUGAUCUGGGGGCCGGCGGUCGCUGUGGCUCUAACGGCGGUGACGGCUGCUGCACUCUUCAGAACCUGAGGGCAACUCGCUCGAACACAUACACAAGUGAAUCCAUGUUUGUCAUCAGAUUUUGUCUGCACUAAAACUGAACAACUUGCCCCCCUCAUCAUAUCUGCACUAUUAAUUAGGAGGGCUCCUACGUAACACUGUUUGAUUAUUAAGAUGCUCUAUUUUAGAUGGCAGAGACGUUAAUAAAAGAAUGUGAGUUUUCGUGGAAAUGAA
Molecule: messenger RNA, 1449 nt
Organism: Limanda limanda (common dab)
Lineage: Eukaryota; Metazoa; Chordata; Actinopteri; Pleuronectiformes; Pleuronectidae
Gene: slmapb
Product: sarcolemma associated protein b
Exons: 10
Coding region: 6-1163 (385 amino acids)
Biological process (GO): protein localization to plasma membrane; regulation of voltage-gated sodium channel activity; regulation of membrane depolarization during cardiac muscle cell action potential
Source: RefSeq, a predicted model, not a curated record